GGCCCGCGCCCCGGAGUGGGCGUGGCCGAGGGCUGGGUGGGGCCUUUUGUUCGGUCCGAGGGAAGAAAGGGGAGCGGCUGCCAGUGGAGCCGAGCCCAGCCGGGGCCAUGUCGUACAUCCCGGGGCAGCCGGUGACGGCCGUCGUGCAAAGAGUCGAGAUCCACAAGCUCCGCCAAGGGGAGAACCUGAUUCUGGGCUUCAGCAUCGGAGGAGGCAUCGACCAGGACCCGACCCAGAAUCCCUUCUCGGAGGACAAAACGGACAAGGGCAUUUAUGUCACAAGAGUGACGGAUGGUGGCCCAGCAGAAAUUGCGGGGCUUCAGAUCGGAGACAAAAUAAUGCAGGUGAACGGGUGGGACAUGACGAUGGUCACCCACGACCAAGCGCGCAAGAGGCUGACCAAACGGAACGAGGAAGUGGUCCGGCUCCUGGUGACCAGACACUCGCUACAGAAGGCUGUCCAGCAAUCCAUGAUGUCCUAACUGCACUGUUGGGCCGCGAUGAAGAACCUGGACGGGGGACCGGGAAGGACAUUGAUCAUAGUUCACCAGCGAACCGCAGCCAGAUCCUUUGGGUGGACGCCACUAACGGCCAAAAAAACCUUCCGCAGAAGCAGCACUGCCCGCGCCAUCUCUGAACAAGCGCGCUCUGUGCGUACACAGAGGUGGCUGUGAUGUGGUGGGUACCACCGUGUUGUCUCUGAGGAGGGUUUUUUUUUUUUGGUGGCCCAGUUGGACCGCUGUCCGAGCUCAGCCCGGAAGCAUAGCAGACAUCCAGUCGAGACACUUUUGGGGGAAAUGAAGCCAACCCGAGGUGUAUCUAUUCUCCCCCUUGAGUGCCGAAAGGAACGGAGAGAUCCCUGGCAGAUUCCGCUCAUUUAUUCUGCCCGGGUCUCGCCUUGCCGGGGUCAAAAAAGCCACCGUUAACACUACAGAUGGGAGGGACCAAGCUCUGGCGUUCCUGGUGACGUGAAGGCUUUCUUGUUGGGGUGGGAGGGAUUCUGUGACUCAGACACCAAAUGCUCUUAACCUGUUUUGAAAGGCAACCAAAGCACAUUUCAUGUUUGUUAGAGAAGGCAUUACUGUAAAUAACCACUUGGAUACCGUCA
Sphaerodactylus townsendi is the source of this 1108-nucleotide messenger RNA. It is a transcript of the gene TAX1BP3, whose product is annotated as Tax1 binding protein 3. Gene Ontology annotation, cellular component: adherens junction; postsynaptic membrane; postsynaptic density. Lineage: Eukaryota; Metazoa; Chordata; Lepidosauria; Squamata; Sphaerodactylidae. The transcript has 4 exons. The record is from RefSeq and is a predicted model, not a curated record. The coding region runs from base 108 to 482 and encodes 124 amino acids. Gene Ontology annotation, molecular function: protein binding. Gene Ontology annotation, biological process: neurotransmitter receptor transport postsynaptic membrane to endosome; neurotransmitter receptor transport, endosome to postsynaptic membrane.